AGGCGGCGGAAGCGGAACUCACAACGGGGUUUUUAAACAUGGCGGUGAACGGUGUUUAUACUUCUCGAACCAAAUGGUCUGAGGACAUGGAGGACUUACUUGUAGACUGCUGGCAGCAGUACGAGUGUCUGUACAACGUGUCGUCGGAUACCUACCACAAUAAAGCCGAGAAGGAGAGGUGCUGGGAGGAAAUCGCGGUUUCUCUGGACCUACCCGUGGAGGAGGUGAAGGUGAGGGCAGCCUCUCUACGGACUCAGUACUCCAGACUGCUGAAGCCUCUGCGCAGCGGGAGGAACAGUAGAGCCCUGACACCCAGACAGAGGAGGAUCCUCACGUCCCUCAAGUUCCUGGAGAAACAUGUCGUCUCUCGUUCCACUGAAAGCAACCUCGACCAAUCACCAAAAGACAUGCUGACCACACAACAGGACAGCGACGACAGCGAGCCAGACAACACAGCCUUUUCCCCGGACCUGGAUUCCGGCAGGUCCCACUCACCCGCAGAGAAUGCUGCUGCUGUUAGGAGCACCUGGUCCGUGGAGAAGGAGGACAGCUUUUUAGAGCUGUGGCAGCAGCAUGAAUGUCUGUACAACCUGACCGGAGACAGAUUUCACGACAGGGUGGAGAGGGAAAAGAAAUGGACUGAAAUCGCUACUGCUUUGGAACUUCCAGUUGGGGAUGUGAAGACGAGGGCCACCACACUACGAACUCAGUAUUCCAAACUGGUGAAACCGCAGGGUUCUGGGAAGAAGAAGAGGCCGCUGACAUUAAGGCAGAGGAGGAUCCUGAAAUCCUGUGAAUUCCUCAAAAAAUAUAUCAGCCAUCGCUCUUCUGAAGACAAUCUUGGCCAGUCGAUAAAAGAGGCACUGAUGACACAGCAGGACAGCAGCAACAGCGAGCCAGAGAACACAGCGCCAUCCCAGGACUUUGAUGGUGCGGCGUCACCUUCACCCACCGAGAGCUCCUCUGUGUCACCGCUCCCCCCUCAGCCCGCCAGAAAACAGCCAAAAACCCAAAACAGAAAUGACACGGAGAGGCAGAAAGUUGCGUUGUUGCAGCACAUGGUGGAUGUUAUUCAGGAGACCAGCAGACAACCGGAGAGAGACUGCGAGGACUCGUUUGGCGUCACCGUUGCAAUGGAACUGAAGAGGAUACGGAACCCGGCGCUGAGGGACAGGGUCAAAAGAGAAAUAAUGACUAUACUGUAUGAUGCGCUUGACUCUGAGCAUGUAACUGACCCAGUCUCAUACCAACCCCAGCUCAUACCAAAGGAAGAAUCCCACUCUAUAACCGUAGUCACUCUAUAACUGUAGUCUCUGACUGUAAAUAUGAGUUCAGAGAUUUUGUUCAUUGUUGCGUCCAGUUUAAUUGCCUGAGUCUGAAAUCAGAUAGGUACAUUAAAGUUGAACUGAAAUUUCAA
Morone saxatilis (striped sea-bass) is the source of this 1417-nucleotide messenger RNA. RefSeq lists its product as uncharacterized. Gene Ontology annotation, biological process: regulation of transcription by RNA polymerase II. NCBI's taxonomy places the organism in Eukaryota, Metazoa, Chordata, Actinopteri, Moronidae. Bases 39 to 1304 code for a protein of 421 amino acids. Gene Ontology annotation, molecular function: DNA binding. The record is from RefSeq and is a predicted model, not a curated record. The transcript is spliced from 5 exons. Gene Ontology annotation, cellular component: transcription regulator complex; nucleus.